CUCAGCGUUCAACGUGCGCUAAUGGAGCCGCGUGUCGCAGACCUGAAGCAGAAGAUUGAGGACACUUUGUGUCCUUUUGGCUUCGAGGUUUACCCUUUCCAGGUGGCGUGGUACAAUGAACUCCUGCCUCCAGCCUUCCACUUGCCCUUCCCAGGACCUACUCUGGCCUUCCUGGUACUAAGCACACCUGCUAUGUUUGACAAAGCCCUCAAGCCCUUCUUGAAGAGCCACCACCUCCAACCACCGAGAGACCCAGUGGAUCAGUGCGUGUCCUACCACCUGAGGAGUGUUAGGGAGAAAUUUCCAGAACUGCAAAUGGAAGUCAUUGCUGACUAUGAGGUCCACCCCAACCGGCGCCCUAAGAUUCUAGCCCAGACCGCAGCCCAUGUGGCAGGUGCUGCUUACUACUACCAACGACAAGAUGUGGAUGCUGACCCAUGGGGGACCCAGCACAUAGCAGGUGUGUGCAUACACCCCCGAUUUGGGGGCUGGUUUGCUAUCCGAGGAGUAAUAUUGCUGCCAGGGAUUGAAGUACCAAAUUUGCCACCCAGAAAGGCCCCUGACUGUGUGCCUACAAGAGCUGGCCGCAUCACUCUGCUCGAAGGCUUCAAUUUCCAUUGGCGUGACUGGACUUACCGGGAUGCUGUGACUCCUGAAGAACGUUACUCAGAAGAACAGAAGAUCUACUUUUCUACCCCACCUGCCCAACGCUUGGCCCUAUUAGGCUUUGCCCAGCCCUCAGAACACGCUAGCAUUACACCUGAGCAUCCCAGUUCCAUGCUUACCAAGCCCCAGAAUUCCAGCAGAGCAAGAAGCUGGCUUAGCCCCAGUGUCUCACCACCUGUAUCCCCAGGUCCUUGACCUUUUCCCCUGUGAGAUACCAUUUGUGUUAGAUUUAUUUUGGGUAAAAUUUGGGUUUUGAAAAAG
Molecule: messenger RNA, 927 nt
Organism: Peromyscus leucopus (white-footed mouse)
Lineage: Eukaryota; Metazoa; Chordata; Mammalia; Rodentia; Cricetidae
Gene: Mmachc
Product: metabolism of cobalamin associated C
Exons: 4
Coding region: 22-861 (279 amino acids)
Biological process (GO): cobalamin metabolic process
Cellular component (GO): cytoplasm
Molecular function (GO): cyanocobalamin reductase (cyanide-eliminating) (NADP+) activity; demethylase activity; FAD binding
Source: RefSeq, a predicted model, not a curated record